GAGUGAAGGUAUUGGACGCGCGCGCGGACACUUCUUCUAGUUCGGUGCAGGAUGUGGAUCUAUCUACUGUUGGGCGUCAUAACGGCGGCGGUUUGGUUCGUGCGCCGGAAGUAUUCGUUCUGGGCGGACCGGGGAGUGCCUUACGUAAAGCCUCGGUUUCCCUUCGGAAACAUUCAGGGCAUCGGCCGUCGGAUGCACUCCUCGCAGCUGAUGACAAAGUUCUACAACGAGCUGAAACCAUCCGGAAAGCCGUACGGUGGUAUCUACUUCUUUACCAAUCCGGUCGCCCUAGCGCUUGAGCUGGAGUUCGUGAAGAAUUUGCAACAACGGGACUUUGCGUACUUCCACGACCGUGGCGUGUAUUACAAUGAAAAGGAUGAUCCGAUAUCGGGCCAUCUGUUCAACAUCGAGGGCACAAAGUGGACCAACCUACGCAAGAAGCUCAUUCCGACGUUCUCCUCGGGAAAGAUGAAAAUGAUGUGCCCCACGAUCGUGUCCGUUGGUGAACGGUUCCGCGAAUGCCUCGGCAAGUGUCUCGAGAACGGCGACGGCGAGGUGGAGAUGAAGGAAUUGCUGGCUCGUUUCACCACCGACGUAAUUGGGACGUGCGCGUUCGGUAUCGACUGCAACAGCCUGAACGAUCCCAACGCCGAGUUCCUGCGGAUGGGUCGGAGGGUGUUCGAGGUGCCAAGGGGUCGCAUCCUGAAGUUCUUCUUUAUGGCCACGUUCAAAGACUUUUCGCGUCGGAUCCACAUCAAGGGAACGAGCGACGAAGUGUCGGAGUUCUUCUUCAAGGUCGUACAGGAGACGAUCGAGUAUAGGGAGAAGAAUAAUAUCCAGCGGAACGAUUUUAUGAAUCUGCUGAUGCAGCUGAAAAACGGUGGGCAGCUGGACGAGUCCGGGGAGACGGUAGGGACACUCAGCUUGAACGAGGUCGUGGCGCAAGCGUUCGUGUUUUUCCUCGGAGGCUUCGAGACGUCCUCGACUACGAUGUCCUACUGUUUGUAUGAGCUUUCGUUGAACGAGGAGAUUCAGCAGCGCGCCCGAGAGUGUGUCCAGAAUGCGGUCCGCAAGCACGGUGGCCUAACGUACGAUGCGCUGAUGGAUAUGCCAUACAUCGAUCAGUGUAUCAAUGAAUCUCUUCGAAAAUACCCACCGGGAGCGAAUCUCAUCCGCCAGGUCAGCCACGACUAUCGUGUCCCCGGUACGGACGUCACCUUCCCCAAGGGCAUGAACGUGAUGAUCCCGGUGUACGCCAUCCAUCACGAUCCAGACAACUAUCCCGACCCGGAGCGGUAUGAUCCGGAUCGCUUUUCACCGGAAACGACCGAAACUAGGAAACCUUACACCUUUCUUCCGUUCGGAGAAGGACCGAGGAUAUGCAUAGCGGCCCGAUUCGGUAUGCUGGAGGCACGCAUUGGAUUGUCCGUACUGUUGAUGAACUUUAGCUUUGCUCGAUGCUCGAAAACAAAUGUCCCGCUGGUAAUUUCCUCCCGGCACGCCGUCCUCACGCCCGAGGGAGGCUUAUGGUUGAAAGUUGAAAAACUAAAGAUGUAGUAGAAUGUGCCAUGUGAGGAAAAUAUGAUGAUAUACAUGUAGUAACAUCGGCAGGGAAGGAAAUGGUUUGUGAUAUUUAAAGGGUUUUAGAAAUAAGCAUGAUUUUAUCACCAUACAAAUACACAAUUUUAAUUUAAAAAAAAUUUUAACGCCUUAUACGACAUAGGAACAUUUUUAUAUUUAAAUUUAAAGACAGCAUCUAUUGACCAUUGCAUUGUUAAGCAAAUCGAGUUCCUCGCGCUUUUAUUUCACAAACACAACCAAACGCAGAUGCAGUAACAAAUAAACCAAUGCAAUA
Molecule: messenger RNA, 1855 nt
Organism: Anopheles coustani
Lineage: Eukaryota; Metazoa; Arthropoda; Insecta; Diptera; Culicidae
Product: cytochrome P450 6A1-like
Exons: 3
Coding region: 52-1557 (501 amino acids)
Molecular function (GO): monooxygenase activity; heme binding; iron ion binding
Source: RefSeq, a predicted model, not a curated record